This is a messenger RNA of Priapulus caudatus, 750 nucleotides long. RefSeq lists its product as uncharacterized. Gene Ontology annotation, biological process: DNA integration. The transcript has a single exon. NCBI's taxonomy places the organism in Eukaryota, Metazoa, Priapulida, Priapulimorpha, Priapulimorphida, Priapulidae. The record is from RefSeq and is a predicted model, not a curated record. Gene Ontology annotation, molecular function: nucleic acid binding. Bases 1 to 750 code for a protein of 249 amino acids.
AUGAAAAACGACAGCAGCUCCACCUGUAGCCGACACUACGUCCAAUACGGACCUGCGACCACGCGGGAUCAGUGGAUAUCGUUGCUCAUCACUCGUCACAUGCAUGAGAUCGGGCAUAGCGGCGUGGCAUCCACGACAGGCAAGGUCAGAAGAAAAUACUGGAUUUUACAAGCGCACAAACUCGCAAAAACUGUGAAGUAUAGAUGUGUAAAGUGCAGAGAGCUCGAGCACAGAGUAGAAGUUCAGUUAAUGUCAGAACUACCAGGGCAUCGAGUCGCACCUUUCACCCCGCCAUUCUACAGCACAGCCUGCGACUAUUUUGGCCCAUUCAGAGUAAGAAUUACCCGUAACACAACAGCAAAGUGCUAUGGGGUAAUUUUCACAUGCCUCAACUCGAGAGCGGUUCACCUCGAACUAGCUACAGACUGCUCGACCAUGGAAUUUCUACAAGUGCUGAGGAGGUUCUUUGCUGUAAGAGGCCGUCCCGCCUACCUGCUGAGUGAUAAUGGCACACAGUUUGUAGGUGCUGAACGGGAACUGCGUGAAAACAUCAGAGGGUGGGAUAAGCAGCAGUUACAGGAGUUUUGUGCAGACAAAGGCACAAGCUGGAGAUUCACCACCCCUGCAGCACCACACCAGAAUGGAUGUGCAGAGGCCCUAGUGAAGAGUUGCAAGAGUGCACUAAAGAAGGCCAUCGGAGAACAGGUUCUUACGUCAUUCGAAUUGCUCACCUGUCUGUUUGAAGUUUAA